AACACAAGUCCUCCUCCUGGACACCACCCCCAGGCCUCCUACCCUCCCUCGACCUCUUCAUCUCCAACUGCCGUCGAGACAUUAACCGCCUCAACCUCUCCACCCCUCUCACCCACUCCAACCUCUCCCCCGCAGAAUGGGCAGCCCUCCACUCCAACCCCAACUUCACCAUCAAACCCGCAGUCAAGGGUGGCGCAGUGGUAGUAUGGCGCACUGACCUCUACAUCGCCGAGGCCAGACGCCAACUCUCCGACACCACCUCCUACCGCCCCCUCGAUCAUGACCCCACACCCGAGCACCAAACCAUCAUCUCCAACACCAUUCACGACCUCAUCACCUCAGGGGACCUCCCACCCACAGCCUCCAACCUCAUUGUUCCCCAACCCCGCACGGCCCGUUUCUGUCUCCUUCCCAAAAUCCAUAAACCUUGCCUGUCCUGGUCGACCCAUCGUCUCAGCCUGCUCCUGCCCCACCGAACUAAAAACCUCUCUGAUGAAGGGUCUAGGCCCGAAACGUCAGCUUUUGUGCUCCUGAGAUGCUGCUUGCCCUGCUGUGUUCAUCCAGCCUCACAUUUUAAUGUCUUAGGCCGUUUAGUUUUGCGGUUUUGAUCCUCUCUAAGCUUCAGGGCUUCGAGUUUAGGAACAAAACGUCCUGAAAACCUGGUUAUUGGGACAAGUAUUUUAGAAUGUUCGCUUUAUUUUCUCUCCAUUCGAUUCUUUUGUUAGAACAGUUUUAGUUUAUGACAGCAAUGGUGAUUGCAUAUCCCAUAAUGCUGAGCGCUCGCGACAGCGCAUUAUCACGCGCUUUUGUAGAGACGCAGAGUACGCAUGCCUCCAGGCUGGGCGCAGAGCAUUCUGGGCAGUUUCUUUGUUGGUUGUUGGACUCGGUGGAGGCGGCGGCGAGGAUAAACGGAGGAUCCAAACAUGGACAAAACCAGCUGACUUCCGGAGGAUUUUUGAAAGGAAGACUUUGAAGAAACGAGUCUAAACCAAGCAUUAUGUCAAAAUCUGACUGAUUCACUCAGUGAAACAGUGACUGGGUAUCAAUGAACAUUUGAUAUUUAAGAAGAAAUGUUUUAACUGAUUGCAAAGUCUGAAGAAAUGUCGCACCAUUUGCAGUGGGAGAAACUUGUGGAGGAGGUGAAUUGGUCAUCCAACCUGGAGAGACACACGAACACUACCGCGGAGAAACCGUGGAAAUGUGGCGAUUGUGGGAAAGGAUUCAGUUCCCCAUCAAAGCUGGAAAUUCAUCAACGCAGCCACACUGGAGAGAGACCAUUUACCUGCUCUGUGUGUGGGAAGGGAUUCACUCAUUCAUCCAACCUUCUGAGACACAAGCAACUUCACAAAGAGCAAAGUUCACUCAUCUGCUCUAUAUGUGGGAAGGCCAUUAGUCAGUCGUCAAACUUUUUGAGGCAUCAGCAAACUCACAGUGGAGAGAGGCCAUUCACAUGCUCUGUGUGUGGGAAGGGAUUUACUCAGUCAUCCUACCUGCUGAAACACCAGCAAAUUCACACUAGGGAGAGUCCAUUCUCCUGUACUGUGUGUGGGGAAGGAUUUAACCGACUAUCCAGACUUUUGAAACACCAGCGCACUCACACUGGGGAGAGUGCAUUCACCUGCUUUAUCUGUGGGAAAGGAUUUAAUCGACCAUCCAAACUACUGACACAUCACCGCAUUCACACUGGGGAGAGGCCAUUCUCAUGUACGUUGUGUGGGAAAGGAUUUACAAAUUCAUCUGACCUACUGAUUCAUCAGCGAGUUCACACUGGGGAGAGGCCAUUCAUCUGUUCCAUAUGUGGAAAGGGAUUUACUCGGUCAUCUCACCUUCUGACACAUCAACUUGUUCACACUGAUCAGAGGCCUUUUCAAUGCUCUGACUGUGAAAAGACCUUUAAAUGUAAAAAGGAUCUGCUGAUACACCAGCGAGUUCACACUGGAGAAAAGCCAUACAUCUGCUCUAUUUGUGGGAAAGGUUUCACACAGUCAUCCUCCUGCCUGACACACCAGCGAACUCACAAUGGGGAGAAACCAUACACAUGUUCUUUGUGUGGACGAGGUUUCAGCCGAUCAUCAGGCCUGUCGAGACACAAGCGCAGCCAUGAUGGGGUGAAACCAUGGAAAUGUGGGGACUGUGGGGAGGGAUUUAGUUAUCCAUCUGAGCUGAAAACCCAUCUCCGUCGGCACACUGGGGAAAGGCCAUUCACCUGCUCUGAGUGUGGGAAGGGAUUCACUGAUUCAUCCACUCUGCUGAGACACCAGCAAGUUCACACUGGAGAGAAGCCUUUUAAAUGUCAAGACUGUACAAAGUGCUAUAAGAAUUCCUGGGAACUCCGACGCCAUCAGCGACUUCACACAGAUGAAAGACCUUUUCAAUGCUCAGACUGUGUAAAGAGCUUUAAAAGUUCUGGGGAACUGAUGCGCCAUCAGCAUGUUCACACUGAUGAGAGACCAUUCAGGUGCUCUCACUGUGGAAAUGGGUUCAAGCGCCCAUCUAACCUCACGAUACACCAGUGCACUCACACUGGAGAGAGACCAUUCACAUGCUCCAAGUGUGGCAAAAGAUUCACUCAGUUAUCCAGCCUGCUGAGACACCAGCGGGUUCACACUGGGGAGAGACCAUUCGCCUGCUCCAAAUGUGGUAAGAAAUUUACUUGGUCUUCUGAUCUGUCAAAACACCAGCGAGUUCACACUGGGGAGAGACCAUUCACCUGCUCUGUGUGUGGAAAGGGAUUCACUCAAUCAUCCAGCCUGCUGACACACCAACGAUUUCACAGUGGAGAGAGGCCAUACACCUGUUCUGAGUGUGGGAAGGGAUUCACUCAGUCAUCCCAUCUGUUGAUUCACCAGCGGUUUCAUAGUGGAGAGAGGCCAUACACCUGUUCUGAGUGUGGGAAGGGAUUCACUCAGUCAUCUACCUUGCUGAUCCACCAGCAGGUUCACAGUGGAGAGAGGCCAUUCAGCUGCCCUCGAUGUGAGAAGCGAUUCACACGGUCGUCCCACCUACUGAGACACCAGCGAGUUCACAAGUAACUGUGGAUUAGAUUUUGCUGUUAAUCUUAUUGGGGAGUGAACCAUAUUCAUUCCCAUCUGAUUCUGCUAAUGGGAAUAAUCUGUAGCCUUAUUAUGAGUGUUGAAUGUUCUGGAUUGUAGUGAAAUAAACCAGUUCUGUGUUAAUUACAAUGUUUAAGUUUUUUUUAAUCAUUCGUGGGAGGUGGGUGUUGCUGAUUAGACCCGCAUUAAUUGCCCAUUCCUGGAUGCUCUUGAGAAGGUGCUUUAAACUACUGGAGUCCAUUUGCUUUUAGGGAAGGAGUUAAGAUUUUCACCAAGCAACAGUGAAGAAAUGGCACUAUAUUUUCAAGUCUGGUGUGUGGCUUGGAGCAUAACUUGCCAAAUGAUGGUGUUCUUAUGUAUCUGCUGCACUGGUCCUUCUAGUUGGUAAUUGUCUUGUGUUUGGAAGGUGAAUUUCUUCAGUGCAUUUUGUAUACUGUACACAAUGCUCCUAUUAAGGGUGGUGGAAUUGAAUAUUUGUGUACAUAAUGGCAGACAAGUGGGCUUCUCUGUCUUGGUUGGUGUCAAGCUUAUGAGUGUUGUUGGAGCUGCACUCCAUCAGGAUAUUGGGGAAUAUUCCAUUGCAGAUGACAGGCAGGCUUUGUGGUGUUGUGGUAGCCUCAACUCUUGUCAAGUUUAUUCUGUAUCCUUUGCGUCAUAGAGCUGUACAGCAUAGAAACAGACCCUUCAGUCCAACCUGUCCAUGUGAUCAGGUAUCCUAAAUUAAUCUAGUUGUGGAAGGCUUCAGUUGUUUUUGGCCUUUAUGGUGUAGAAGGUUCAUCCCAAGUAGUCUGCUGAUUUAAUUGUACUGUGAAGAUAGGAAUUUCUAUUUAACCUUGUCAUCUAACUAACAUAGAAUAUGGUGCUGUAUAUCACGUAAUCAUAAAUCAGCAUCCUGCUUCUGACAUGAUGGAGGGAGGUCAUUAAUGAAGAUUGUUGGGCCUAGGAUACUACACUAGGAUACUGAGGAGUUCCAGCACAGGUGUCCUGGAGCUUUGAUAACUGACUUCCAACUAUCACAAUCAUCGUUCUUUGUGCUCGGUCCAACCAGUGAAGAGUUUUCCCAAUGAUUCCCAUUGACUCCAGUUUGCUUGAACUCCAUGAUGUCAAGGAUGAUCACUCCAAACGCAUCUCUGGAAUACAGCCCUUUAUUCUGUGUUUGAAGAAAAACUUAAUGAGGUCAGUAGCUAAGUAGUCCUGGCAGAACGUAAAGUGAACAUCAGUGACUAGGUUAUUGCUCAUACCGUAUAUUUCAUUCUCCAUAAUGUUGGCUAUUUCUGCCCUAUCUCAGCUCAUCUGCUGAAAAAUUCAUUCAUGACCAUGUUACCUCCAGAUUUGAUUAUUCCAGUAGUUUUUAAGAAAGGUGGUAAGGAAAAGCCAGAGAACUAUAGACCGGUGAGUGUGACUUUGGUAGUGGACAAGUUGUUGGAGGGAAUCCUAAGGGACAGGAUUUAGUGUUUCAAAAGGCAAGGAUUGAUAAGGGAUAGUCCACAUGGCUUCGUGCGUAGGAAAUCCAGUCUGAUGAAGUUGAAUUUUUUUGAAGAAGCAACAAAGGAUUGAGAGCAGAGUGGUGGACGUGAUCUUUGUGGACUUCAGAAAGACAUAUGACAAGGUUCUUCAUGAUAGACUGGUUAGCAAGGUUAGAUCACAUGGAAUAGAGGGAGAACCCAAUAUUUCAAUAUAGAACUGACUUGAAGGUAGAAGACAGGGAGUUGGUUUUCCGACUGGAAGCCUGUGACUAGCAGUAUGCUAUAAGGAUUGGUGCUGGGUCCACUGCUUUUAGUGUCAGAGUACAACAGCAUGAAACAGGCUUUUUUGUCCAAACUGGCCCAUGUCAG
Molecule: messenger RNA, 4888 nt
Organism: Stegostoma tigrinum
Lineage: Eukaryota; Metazoa; Chordata; Chondrichthyes; Orectolobiformes; Stegostomatidae
Product: gastrula zinc finger protein XlCGF57.1-like
Exons: 3
Coding region: 1101-3032 (643 amino acids)
Biological process (GO): regulation of transcription by RNA polymerase II
Cellular component (GO): nucleus
Molecular function (GO): DNA-binding transcription factor activity, RNA polymerase II-specific; RNA polymerase II transcription regulatory region sequence-specific DNA binding
Source: RefSeq, a predicted model, not a curated record